Paraphaeosphaeria sporulosa is the source of this 2501-nucleotide messenger RNA. RefSeq lists its product as uncharacterized. Lineage: Eukaryota; Fungi; Ascomycota; Dothideomycetes; Pleosporales; Didymosphaeriaceae. Bases 130 to 2040 code for a protein of 636 amino acids. Gene Ontology annotation, cellular component: actin filament; cytoplasm. The record is from RefSeq and is a predicted model, not a curated record. The transcript has 3 exons. Gene Ontology annotation, biological process: actin filament polymerization. Gene Ontology annotation, molecular function: actin binding; microtubule binding.
CUGAUCCUGUUCAGAGGCCAGCUUUGCCGUCCUCGCUCGACAGCUGCUGCUCGUGCCUUUCGCGUUGCUGUGUGCAGGCUUACCCGCCGUUCCUUUCUCUGCACUCGCUUUUCUUUCAUUUUCCAAACCAUGAGGUUUUCCAGGAAGCUCCUGGUGGCCUGUGCCCGGGCUCUGCCAGCGCUCGCAGCUGCUCUUCCUUCCGAGGGUACCCGGUCAGAUGUUGCACGUCCAGAGCGGAGCGAGCAGCUUCUGGAGUUGGACUCGCAGGAAGACUAUGCCCUAGCGACCUUUACCGUUCCAUGCGCUGGGUGUCUGGGCACGAACCAUGAUGACGAGUCCAUCGUUCUAAGCGUCAAAACUUACACCAACGAUCAACCUUGUGGCGUUUCAAACAUCACUUUGAACGGAGCUUACCUCCCUCAAGAAUGGAACGGUGAUCUUGCAUCUGGAUCUGGCUCUUACACUGGUGUCACCGACAUCGAAGAGAAUGCGUGGUUCCUCCAACACGACCUUGAUCUCGAGUGGGAGAGCGCAUGUCUUCACGGCGAAGCAGAGACCGAUGUCAGCGCCCAAGUCUUGACAGUGAACAUCAAAUCUAUUGAUGGAAAGGCAUUGAGCUCACCGUACCCUGGUUUCACCCUAUCUUUCAAGCAGGCGUCCCCGCCGGAGCUUCUUCGCCUCCAGUCCAAGCCAGACCUUAUUGCCAGCUCAGGUGCACACGCCGAGUCUUGGCGCAACCCUCCUAAACAUCUGCGCCUUUCCGUUCCUGAGCAGGGAGUAGAGGCUUUCGGACCGCCAGGCCACUCUCCGCUCGAAGACGACAUCCGUGAACUGAAGGCUCUCGAAGCUGAAGCGGAAAAGCUACACAGAGCCAUCACAGAGAAGAAAAAGUACAUUGAAUCCCGACUCAGAAAGGAAGCACAGAGCUUCAAGGAAGAACUACGCAAGUGUGAAAACAUCACCUGCGUUGCGAAGACCAUCGCAAGUGGAGCUCGGGGUGCAUGGAGGAUCCUCUACGUCCGCUUCCGACCCAGUCCCCACCAUCACCACGGCCCACCACCAAUGGGUCGUCCAAAGGACGAUGGCUUCCAUCAAGUAUGGCGACCAGGCAACAACAAGCAGGGUAAUAUCCAAAUUGCGUCUGAUGGUGCCCCCCCUCCACCACCACCGCCACCACCACCUCCUCCUCCGCCACACCACGAUGGCUCUGACCAUCCACCGCCGCCUCCACCUCCGCCACACGCGCACCACGGUGCACCGCGCAUGCCACCACCUGAAUCACCCUUCGUAAUUGCUAUGGAGAUAGUCCUCGGCCUCUUGUGCUGUGGUUGCAUCUUCACCGUGAUCCGACACCGCUGCAGCAGCCUCCGUACCCGCACCGAACGCGCCGCCGCGCGCGAAGAACGUCUCACCGCACGCGAAUACCGCCGUGCCGCCCGGCGCUACGCAAUUCGCAAGUGGUGGCGCGGCAAUUGGCGCGACCAAGAGCGCAUCGAGGACUACGAGGAGAAACGCAGCCUCAUCCAGCACCAAGAAGACGUGCUCGAGGACGUCAUGCAAGAGGAGAUCCGCCAACUGCGCGCAGCCCACGGCGUGGUCAAUGACCUCGUCAGCUCUGCCGAGGAAGGCCGCGUCGUCACCUACCCGCACAACUACUGCCCCUGCUCCCGCUCACAUCCCGUCCCACAGGCCCCGUACUCCCCGCUAUCCACAGCGUCAACGUACCCACCCACAUCCAUUCCCGAACUCCCGUCUCGUCCGCUGUCGCGGACAGACAGCCUCCCCGGAUACCGCUCCGACGCGUCGGGCUCGCCGCCCGCCUACGAAGAGGAUGAGGAUGUGUCCGACAGCGUCGCGAACGGAUUCCGCCACUACUCAUCCGCCGCCUCCACCUCGAGUUCGAGCUCGCGCUGGACGCCCGACUCUAGCAUCAUCGACGUGAGUCCGCGGCCCAGCGCGGAGACGCUGCGGUAUCCUGAGAUCGCGGAAGCCGCCGAGUUCGCGGAGAGCAGCGAAACCGUGUUUGACGCGAAGAACUAGUUCAGCGGGAUGUUUUGUGUCUUUCCUUGAAUGCUUGAUGCCUUUGGGUGGUGUUGGUGCGCUUAGUUUACACGCACGCGUCACCGCAGCGUCUGUCUGUUUGCUUUCUCUCCUGCUUCGCUUACUCUCUGUUCAUCUGGCUAGGCGUUGGGUCGGCUCGGUUGGCGUUCGGAUUCCCACUCGGUCGCUUGCUGUCGUUUCCUCUCGGGUCCUUUCAUGCAUUGUACGAUUUCUGUAGCAUGCCCUCUUCCUCCAUUUUCCGGCGCAAAACGAUCUCGCAAAAGCAACAGCAUGUGCGAGUGGGGGAGGGGCGAGACUAUCGAUUAUGGACGCCCGACUAAUAAUAAUCACAGGUCUAUGUGAUGUAGUAUAUAUAUGUAUGUCGAAGUAGAGUAGACGUGCAGAUAAAUACAGGCCGCGAUCAUGCUUGAGCACGCGGAGCCUUCAAACAAACCAAUCAA